Aureobasidium musti is the source of this 1107-nucleotide messenger RNA. Lineage: Eukaryota; Fungi; Ascomycota; Dothideomycetes; Dothideales; Saccotheciaceae. The record is from the annotation of a GenBank genome assembly.
AUGAUCAAAACAAGCCUCUGGACUGCUCUUUCUCUCAUUCUCCCAUUGGCAUCUGCUAGUGGAGGCGUCCAUUUCUCACACCAUGGCAACCGACCUCAAUGCACUGUUCUUGCUAAUGGAGGCACAACCAACGACGUCCCCAACAUCCUCGAAGCUUUCAGGAAAUGUGGUAACGGAGGUGACAUUGUCUUUCCAGAAGGUCAGAACUACUACAUCGCGUCGAAGUUGAACCCUAUCGUCAACGAUGUCAACAUCAACUGGGGAGGUAUCUGGACUGUAGGUNACACUGCAGAAGCAGGACACACCUUGCCUGGACGACCAAUGCCAUUCGUCCUCUGGAACGUCUCAGAUGUGACAGUCAAGAAGUUCUUCAUCAUCGACCCGCCUCUGUGGAGCUUCAACAUCAUGAAUGGUACAGAUGUGUGGGUGGACGAAUUCUACGCGAAUGCGACUGCAUCGAAAGCAAACUCGAGUCAGAACUGGGUGCAGAAUACAGAUGGGUUCGAUACAAUGGACUCCAAGAACAUUCGUCUCACGAACUUUGUUUAUCAAGGUGGAAAUGGCAUGGCCAUCGGAAGCCUUGGACAGUACCUCGAUGACAGCACUGUCGAGAACGUAAUCAUGGAUGAUGUGAAGAUCAUCCGAUGGAACGAAGACAUGCAUGGCUCCGUCCUGAUCAAAACGUGGGUCGGGGCCUUGGUUCCCCAGAACCCCUCAGCCAACGGCUACUACGAGAAUGCAGGCCAGCCACGAGGAGGUGGUUGGGGCUCCGUCCGUAACAUCCAGUUCUCAAACUUCCAGGUCGAGGGCGCAGACGCGGGACCAACCAUCAACCAAAACUCGGGUGAUAACGGCAGCUACGCCGGCACAAGUUUGAUGGAUGUGAGCAACAUUGUGUUUGCCAACUUCACUGGCUGGCUGUCGGGCAAAGAGUCGAAGAACCGGACAGCGAGUGUCAGUUGCUCGAAGGUUCAUCCGUGCUUCAAUAUCGCUUUUGAGAAUGUCACGCUGACGACAGCGGAAAAUUCGACGAGCACGGGAACUGGCAGCUGCAGCUACAUCUCAGCCGGCGGAGUGCACGGCUUGUCGGGAAGUGGUUGCUCGUAG